AUGUCUCCAGUGGGAGCUGCCCUCUGGCGUUCCCUUCGCGCCCAUCAGGUUUACGGCGCCAACACUGAUGUGGGAAAAACAAUUGUCUCGACCGUUCUCUGUAACGCGGUCCAGCGCCAAAAGUCCCAGGAUCAGACGGCCUUUCUAAAACCCGUCUCAACGGGGCCAUUGGAUGACGCAGAUGAUCGACAUAUCCAACGCCAUGCGGCGGGUACAUUGACUAAGUGUCUCUACCAAUUCGACGAGCCCGUCAGUCCGCAUAUCGCGGCUCAGCAGAAGAAAUUUACUAUCCCUCGAGAUGAUGAUAUCGUGGCCUCUGUCCACAAGACCCUGUCUGACUGGGCGGGCAGCGGGGUCAAUUUUGCCCUAGUAGAAACGGCCGGUGGUGUCCAUUCCCCCGGCCCCAAUGGCAAUUCACAGGCAGACCUCUAUCGCCCACUGCGGCUACCAAUUGUCCUAGUCGCAGAUUCCCGAUUGGGUGGUAUCUCUUCGUCUAUCUCGGCCUACGAGUCGCUUUUGCUUCGGGGCUACGACAUCCACUCGGUUUUACUGUUUCGCGAUGAGUACUACAAGAACCAUGAAUACUUACAGAACUAUUUCCAGAAAAAGGCUAUUCCUCUCGUUCCACUGCCGUCGCCCCCUCCGAAGCCGUCAGUGCAAGAUGUAGAUUCCUUGGCGCGGGAUGAGGAAGCCAUGACCACAUACUAUGGUCGUGUUGCACAGGAAACGGAUGUUGCGAGCUUAUUGGAACAGUUAUCGGCUAAGAACGCGGAAAGGAUCGACCGGCUGGAAUCGAUGGCCAGCCGGGCACAUGACACCAUCUGGUAUCCAUUCACGCAGCAUCAUGGCAUGGAGGCCAAGGAUAUCACACCGAUUGAUUCUGCCUAUGAUGACUACUUUCAAACGUUUGUGGAAUCGGACCAGUCCCACCAUGAAAGCAAGCUGCGCGCAACAUUUGACGGAUCUGCAUCCUGGUGGACGCAAGGUUUGGGUCAUGGCAACCCGAGCUUGGCUUUGUCGGCUGCAUAUGCCGCUGGACGGUACGGACAUGUAAUGUUUCCCGGAAAUAUACAUGAGCCCGCUUUGUCGUUGGCAGAACUCUUGCUCAAGAGUAUCGGCAACCCUCGCUUCCGGAAGGUGUUUUACACCGAUAAUGGAAGUACCGGCAUGGAGGUCGCUGUGAAGAUGGGUCUCCGGGCGGCAUGCGACCGGUACGGAUGGGAUGCCAGCCAGGAGCAGAUCAGUAUCCUCGGUCUCAAGGGAAGCUAUCAUGGCGACACGAUUGGCGUCAUGGACUGCUCAGAGCCUUCCACUUACAACAAGAAAGUCGAAUGGUAUCGCGGCCGAGGGUACUGGUUUGAUUUCCCGCAAGUGAAAAUGUCCCAAGGAAUGUGGAAGGUCGACAUUCCCGAGAACCUUCAAGAAUCACUAGGCUCAGGCCUCGAGUUCUCGUCCCUCAAUGACAUUUUUGAUAUGGAGGAACGGCUGCAAUCGGCUGCGGGAAAGCGCUACAGGGACUAUAUUCGACAUACUAUCCAGGAUCUGGUUCAGCAGCAAGGGAUGAAAUUUGGUUCCCUUAUCAUGGAGCCCAUCAUUCUAGGUGCUGGCGGCAUGCUGUUUUGUGACCCUCUGUUCCAACGGUGUCUCGUCGACGUUGUCCGCGGCCAUCCUGAGCUGUUUGACGCAAGUGGGGCUAACUCUGCCAAGGAUCACCCAGUGGCCACCUCCUGGUCUGGUCUCCCCGUUAUCUUCGACGAGGUGUUCACCGGUCUUUACCGUCUUGGCCGUACAUCCUCGGCCUCAUUCCUCCAGGUCGACUCCGACAUCGCUGUAAACGCGAAACUUCUGACUGGUGGUCUUCUUCCUCUAUGUACCACGAUGGCCAGCAAUGAAAUCUUCCAGGCAUUUUCGAGUCCGGAGAAGAGCGAUGCUUUACUCCAUGGACACAGCUACACGGCACAUGCUGUGGGCUGCCAGGUGGCAGUGGAUUCGCUGCAGACCAUGAUGCGGAUGGAAGACAGUGGGUCCUGGGAUGGGUACCGCCAGGACUGGAGGCCAACCUUGUCAGACACCCCUGCGACCCUGAGUGCGCGGGACAGCUCUAAUAUCUGGAGUGUCUGGUCUCAUGGUCUGGUCAGUGAUCUAUCCCAUGCGCCAUCAGUAGAUGGCGUGUUCGCGAUUGGAACGGUGCUCAGUAUCUCGCUGAAAGACGUGCAGGGAGGAGGCUACACCUCGACAGCCGCCAGAGGUUUACAGCAGCGGUUAUCGACGAGCGACGGAAAGUUUAAUGUGCACUCGCGUGUUCUCGGAAACGUUCUGUACCUCAUGUCGAGUGUUACUUCUCAACCGGAGGCGCUACGCUCCAUCGAGGGGUUGCUGCGGGAGGCGCUCUUGUAG
This is a messenger RNA of Aspergillus bombycis, 2397 nucleotides long. It is a transcript of the gene bioDA, whose product is annotated as adenosylmethionine-8-amino-7-oxononanoate aminotransferase. Gene Ontology annotation, cellular component: mitochondrion. The coding region runs from base 1 to 2397 and encodes 798 amino acids. The record is from RefSeq and is a predicted model, not a curated record. Lineage: Eukaryota; Fungi; Ascomycota; Eurotiomycetes; Eurotiales; Aspergillaceae. Gene Ontology annotation, biological process: biotin biosynthetic process. Gene Ontology annotation, molecular function: ATP binding; magnesium ion binding; dethiobiotin synthase activity. The transcript has 5 exons.